UACCCGUUCUUGUUUUUGCGCGUAAUGGUUUCUUCCACCAGGUUCCACAGCGGUUUCGCCUGCUGGCCUUCGGUGAGAUUUUCCCAUUGGCUGUCUGGCAUGUGUGCAGCGUCCGCUGUGGAAAAGUGCGCAAGUCUCCGACUCUCGCAUUUCGGUUUGCCUGUUCUACAUGAACGUAUGGAAAAGCUCCUCCACCACAAAUGGUGCAGUGAGAACGGAGAUGCCAUUAUUCCGUGGUUGUGAGUCUCUACGGGUUUGUAGUGUUGGCUCGUUAAUUGACACGCUGACAAUCGGACGCGGAGCGAGGAUCGAUACCGAGGUAUCCCCGAUUUGUCUGAAGCUCAACUACCGACUGGAAACACGCUGGACACAUAGUGUGAUAAGUGUCGGCGUUCUUUCUUCACUCUAUGAAGCGUCAUCUACGACGGUUCCGUGUGUCUUCCCGUGUCUCUCGCUCGUAUGCAAAAUUGGAUUCGAUGCACCGUCCUGGAAUGCGAGAAGGCGGAACCAGAACCUUCCCGGAAGAAAACAUUUUCAAACAAUGGCAAAACUGUCAGCCGCAGUGCCCACUGCCUCGCCUGCAGAAGGCGGGGGAUUCUUGCUUGUCAAUCCCAGGUGUACAGAAACUUUGCUGGCCCCGUUCCAAGACUUUCAGUGCGCCAAACAGGUUGUCAGUGCAUGCCUGAGCAUCGGUAUUCUCGUCGGCGGCAGUCUUGUUAAGCUUCCCCAACUCGUCAAGAUUUUGAGAGCCCAGAGUGUUGCAGGCCUGGCGGAGAUGUCGGUUUUCGUUGAGGCCAUCAGCGCCUCGAUAUUCGUCGCCUACAACGUUCUUGAGAGACAUCCGUUUACAACGUGGGGAGAAAUGCUCUUCGUUUCACUUCAGAACCUCUGCACGCUUCUUCUUUUCUGGCGGUUCCGAAGUGCUCGCGACGGCCGGCACUCGAUCGAAGAAGAGAAGAGCGGGCAGGCCACCGCGACCUCGACAGACGCUCCGUUCGCCACCUUCACACUCUUCCAGCGCGUUCUCUGUGCCCUGGCCGUCCUUCUUCUUGGUGCCUCUGUCGCCUGUGGCUACCUGGUUUUCGGCAGAGACAGCUUGUUCUCUCGACGCCUGGCGAUGGGCCUUGGCCUCGCCCCCUUUCCUCUCCUCUUCUGCUCGCGCUUGCCUCAAAUCAAACAGAACUGGACGCAAAAGCACACCGGCCAGCUCUCGGCAGUCACGGCGGGCCUCAUGCUCUGUGGAAACCUGGCGCGUCUCUUCACAUCGAUGGUCUCUCUGUCUGACCAAUUUGUGGUGUUAUCUUGCACUCUCGCCACGAUCCUGAACGCGAUUCCGCUUUUCCAGAUUUAUUUGUAUCGCGAUAACACGGCGAAAGCGCUUGGAAAGCGGAAGGAGGCGUGAGGCGGGAGAGAAGGAAAGUGCCGUCAGUGGAGAUCGGCGGACUCCGGACCGACAAGGCGCGUCUGUGGGGGUCGGGUAAAAAGAACCUCUUCCUUUUUUUUUCUUUUGCCUUUCUGCACAGCUGGGCUCAUAAAGAGGCUCCAAAGGAAGGGAGGAGACAGGGUUGAACGUGGCUUGUUUCACAAGCAUUUUCCGGAGAGAGAGCGCUUGUGAAGCUGAAGUCCGUCCCUUGGACGAGUUCGACGCUUGAAAGCGCUCCGGCUCUGUGAAAGAAGGAAAUUCGCCGAAAAAACACUCGAACACUCGCGUCUCACACCUCUGUUUGUCAUGUUAGAGAGGUGAAGCGUUCGCUCGCCUCGCGUAUGUUUCCGUUUUUACCUCAUUUGUCUUCACGCAUAUGCUGUCUUUCGGUGUUUCCAGUUUACUCGUUCAUCUCUAAGAGGCUGUGCGCAAUGUGUUCUCUUGGUAGCAUUCGUGAGGGUCCUUCGUCCUUUUCUUCCCUCCCACACACAAAUGCACCUUUAACGUGGUGGGUUUGUCUCCCUUUAGUUUCCUCCCCUCAAGAUUGUUUCGAGUCUGGAUCCUCUUUUUCUCCUUUGUGUCCUGGAUCGUUCCUUUCUCGUCUUCUCAUGUGCGGGGCGUUUUACCUUUCUUUCGCCACGUGUGGCCGUAGAGGUUGGUAUUUUGCUUUUUUGCAUGCAGCUUUGUUUUUCCUCGAUUCACUUCUCCCUUGCUCUCUCUUCGUUUCCAAUCGCUUUUCCACGGUAGCUUCCCUUCAUCCGUGUUUGACAAGAACCCCGUCUGGCUGGAGAAACGUUCUUUUUCAGCGGGAGGAAAUUCAGUCGACGAUAUGUGAAACGC
This is a messenger RNA of Toxoplasma gondii ME49, 2263 nucleotides long. Its product is annotated as PQ loop repeat-containing protein. Lineage: Eukaryota; Apicomplexa; Conoidasida; Eucoccidiorida; Sarcocystidae. Bases 170 to 1402 code for a protein of 410 amino acids. The record is from RefSeq and is a predicted model, not a curated record. The transcript is spliced from 7 exons.